Molecule: messenger RNA, 1386 nt
Organism: Penicillium robsamsonii
Lineage: Eukaryota; Fungi; Ascomycota; Eurotiomycetes; Eurotiales; Aspergillaceae
Product: Zn(II)2Cys6 transcription factor
Exons: 4
Coding region: 1-1386 (461 amino acids)
Biological process (GO): positive regulation of transcription by RNA polymerase II
Cellular component (GO): nucleus
Molecular function (GO): DNA-binding transcription factor activity, RNA polymerase II-specific; zinc ion binding; transcription cis-regulatory region binding
Source: RefSeq, a predicted model, not a curated record
AUGUCGACCCGUUCACACCAGGGCUGCUGGACAUGUAAACGCCGGCGCCGUCGCUGCGAUAAUGCGCGGCCUUCGUGCAAAAAUUGUUCCGAGCGUGGAGCUGCAUGCGAGGGCUAUGAAAUUCGACUCAGAUGGAAUACAGGGAUAGCGUCGCGCGGUCAAUUUACUGGUGCUGAUAAACCGGUUAAAAGCUCUGUGCCACCGAGGCAGAGGGGGAGACAGAGGGAUCUUAGUAGGGAGAGGAGAAAGCAAGUGGAGCUGGAGAGAGACUCUGCUUUGGAUGGGAGUCGGGGGUUGGAGCUGGCGGUGUCGCAGAGGGUGGCUGAGGAUGAGGCUCUUUUCAAUGAAUUUAUGAAUAACGGCAUUAAUUUGCUUCAUUCGACAACAGCAAGAGAUAGCUUGCUUCAGCCGCGUCUCCCGCAGCUUUGUCGAGAAUCCAGCGCCUUGUAUCCUAUCUGCAUUGCAUUCCAACUCGCAUUGUCGAGUUCGGUCUCCUCUCAGUUCUGCGAGUACUUUGACACCGCGUUAAAAACCUUUCGAUCAGAACUGGCGUGCAGCACAACCCUAUCCGAUGGGACGUUGACUUCGGGGCUGCUGCUGUGUAGCAUUGGCUUGAUGCACGGCUUCUCCUGGACUAUGCAUUUAGAAGGUAUGCACAACAUCCUGCAGAGCCACGGUCUCGAUGAUUUGCACCACCAACCUACGCAAACUCACUUUCGUAUCCACCUCCUCGAGGUGAUGGGGUUGAUGGACCUGACCUGCUUUUCUGUCGGUCGUCAGGCUCCAGAAAUUGGUAUCUGGCGCCGGUAUUGCCAGCCCGCGGCACCCAGGUAUGGUAUUGAGCCCGUCAGCGGUCUUCCCCGUACACUACUUGACCUCUUUGCUGGGGUCGGCGCAGAGACUACGGAGCUGAGUCUCUGGGACUGGCCUGGCGAGACAGGGAGCUUUUUACAGUGUUAUUUGUGGGAGGCGCAUCGACUGGCUGGUAUUCUGACUGUCAGAAAACAAGCUAACUCUUUUACUCUUAUUCCCAAAAACAAUAUCUCGACAUGGCGACAGCCUGCCAAGUGUCCGGCAGAUACAUCUGUUCUUGUUGCGCGGAUCCUGGCUAGUCUUGAUGCUCUCCGUCUCGCAUCAGCUGAACGCCCGACGGAAGAUGUCUUCAUCAAGAAUGCAGUUCUUUUUCCUCUAUUUGUCGCUGGAUUAGAAGUCGGUGUCCUGUGUCGCAAGCCGGAAUGGAAGCAACCCAUCAGGAAGGUAUUGCUAGGCUCGCAUCAGUGUCAAAUUCUGCUUAGUCUGCUGGAAGAGUUAUGGCAGAAAGAAGAUCCAAAUCUGAAUGUGCAUGAGUUGGCUCGACAAAGAGGUCUGGAGAUGGGGUUGCUGUAA